Messenger RNA from Sphaeramia orbicularis (orbiculate cardinalfish), 4537 nucleotides. RefSeq names its product single stranded DNA binding protein 4 (gene ssbp4). Gene Ontology annotation, molecular function: protein binding; single-stranded DNA binding. NCBI's taxonomy places the organism in Eukaryota, Metazoa, Chordata, Actinopteri, Kurtiformes, Apogonidae. Gene Ontology annotation, cellular component: nucleus. Bases 106 to 1263 code for a protein of 385 amino acids. The transcript is spliced from 17 exons. The record is from RefSeq and is a predicted model, not a curated record. Gene Ontology annotation, biological process: positive regulation of transcription by RNA polymerase II.
GGGGAGGAAAAACACUAAAGGGGUAGCUAUGGAGAUGGAGCGUUUUCCUGGCUGCUUUCUUUGACAGGUGUUGAGUGGGGCAAAAGUCUUAAAACAGAAUCCAGCAUGUACGCCAAAGGUAAAGGAGCUGUCGUCCCUUCCGAUAGCCAAGCGAGAGAAAAGUUAGCUUUAUAUGUGUAUGAAUAUUUGCUGCAUGUCGGCGCACAGAAAUCAGCACAGACCUUCCUGUCAGAGAUCCGAUGGGAGAAGAACAUCACACUUGGGGAACCUCCAGGAUUUUUACACUCGUGGUGGUGUGUAUUCUGGGAUCUGUACUGCGCUGCCCCAGACCGGAGGGAGACAUGUGAACAUUCCAGUGAGGCCAAGGCUUUCCAUGACUAUAGUGCGGCCGCUGCACCCAGUCCAGUGAUGGGCAACAUGCCACCUAAUGAUGGCAUGCCAGGAGGACCCAUGCCUCCAGGCUUCUUUCAAGGUCCUCCUGGAUCCCAGCCUUCCCCUCACACACAGCCUCCCCCACACAACCCCAGUAAUCCCAUGAUGGGACCUCACGGACAGCCAUUCAUGUCGCCACGGUACCCAGGUGGCCCAAGGCCCUCUCUCCGUAUGCCAAACCAGCCUCCUGGGAGCAUCCCUGGGUCACAGCCCCUUCUGCCAAACAGCCUGGACCCCACCAGACCACAAGGACAUCCAAACAUGGGCGGUCCAAUGAGAAUGAAUCCCCCGCGAGGCAUGGGAGGCAUGGGCCCACAGAACUACGGCGGAGGGAUGAGGCCUCCUCCGAACUCCAUGGGUCCAGGAAUGCCAGGCAUGAACAUGGGUCCUGGUGGAAGAGGUCCUUGGCCAAACCCCAACAACAAUUCAAUAGCAUACUCGUCUUCAUCUCCAGGGAACUACGUGGGCCCUCCAGGGGGAGGCGGCCCACCAGGAACUCCCAUCAUGCCUAGCCCCGGAGAUUCAACAAACUCAAGUGAAAACAUCUACACAAUGAUGAACCCCAUCGGUCCUGGUGGAAACAGACCCAAUUUCCCUAUGGGGCCUGGUCCUGACGGGCCUAUGGGUGGAAUGGGUGCUAUGGAGCAACAUCAUAUGAAUGGAUCACUAGGCUCUGGUGACAUGGAUGGGUUGCCAAAGAACUCUCCCAACAACAUGGCAGGCAUGAACAAUCCCCCCGGCACUCCUCGGGAUGACGGCGAGAUGGCAGGCAACUUUUUAAACCCAUUCCAAAGUGAAAGUUAUUCACCCAACAUGACGAUGAGUGUGUGAAUUUUUUUAUUUUAUCUUUUAUUUUAUUUAUUUCUAUCAUCUCCCCCUCUUCUAAUGUUCCUUUCCCAUCCACCGUGGUGCGUCUUGCAUUACCCUCCCUCCCUAUCUCCUCCUCCUCCUCCUCAUGGAUGGUGUGCUGUGCCACACAGCCCCUGGGGAUGCCCCUGGAAGGCAGGACUCCCCUCAAGGCCCCCCAUCCCAAUGCCUGUAAAAUGGGCGUAAGAACAUGAAACGGCCUCCAAGCAACAGGAAAGGUCUCCUCUCCUGCUCUUCGCCACGCCUGCUGGGCUUUUAUCACAGAGCCUAGGACACUGAAAGCCCGAACCUGCUCCAAGCCUUGUCACUCCCAAACCCAAAACCUGCCCACAUGGGUGGCAUUCAAGUCCAAUAAAGAUGCCCCCGUGCAUCCAGCUCCACUCUACCACUCCAUCAUACCACGCUGAUCAUAACUUAUGAGGGAACGCAGUAGUUGACUGAUAGGGGUCAAAAACCCUCAUUCAAUAACUCUGCUACUAUGGCAGAAAAAAUUGAACUGAUAAUGUUAUUUUAGGGCAAAAAGUGGUUUUCAUUAAAUGUUUGUAUUUUUGUUGUUGAUAUUAUUAUUGUUCUAAUUUUCAUAAUUGAUAUUAUUCUACUAAUGUAGUUAUGAUUUUCUGUAAAGGGCACAUUUUAUUUCAGCAGCAGCAUCAACAAUGACAGAAUAAGCACACGAUUGAAAAAUGCACAAUGAUUUCCUGUUUACAUGAUUUUAGGUAUUUGAUGUUUGUUUUGUUUUUGUCAGUCAGUCUCACUUCACAUACCUCUCCUUAAAGCUUCCUAGAAACUUGUAGCUUGCAUCUGCCAUUUAAGUGUUUGUAGCACCAUUUUUCAUGAACAUUUAAAGGGUAAGAGUGAUUUGGAUAACUGACUGCCUUUACCUUUAAUGAAGUAGUUUGCGCUGAAAUGUUGGCAUUUUGGCUCAAACUAUCCGUACAGUAACAGAGUCUUUGUCAGAGCGUUGCUUUUUUCUGGUACAGUGUCAUGUGAUGCACCUCAACGAUCAGAUGUUUAACUAUUUUGUCUUAAUAAGCACCCCCUUCUCACAAUUACUGUUUGUUUUAGUGCUUGGGAAUGGCUCUGAUAAAAUCCUGAGAUGAUUGGCAGGAUAGCUGGCUUUGAGCCUCCAUAUUCAUUCAAUAGCAGAAAGAUAAAGAGAGAGUUUUGUAGAUCCUCUUGUCUCUUCUUUGGAUUUGGUCUUGUCUGUAAAUACAACAUAUUUAGCUUGUAUUGUGGUUGUUUUAUUAUUUUUCUUAUUGACAAGUUGUCUGUGAAUCCUAAAACAUGGCUCCUUCCCCUUCAUGGCUUUGUUCUGUUUCAUCCUCAUCGUGGACUCUCAACUGGCACCGUUUUUACUCCCGAGGCUCAUCCCGGUUUCUCACCGAUCGGACCGGGACACAAAGUGGGACUUCUGACACACUCACAGAGCCGUGUCUCUUUAUUUAACUUUGGGGUUGAACUUGCAGAUCCUGUUAUGACCCACCCUCUUAAAGCCAGACCAGACAGAAUAAAUGACUGUCUUGCUGAAGCUCCCAUCGACCAGUUGCCUCAUUGAGUUCCAUAUGUACCGUAUGAGAUAAUGGAUCCAAGGUGUUGAUGAUGGGAGUAGAGUGAUGGACCUUGGGGUUAGUAGACCAUGCAGCCACAUCAGUCUAAAGAAGAGGAACAAUAAAACGAUACUUUUGUAAUGGAUAUAUAUUUCCAUCUUGUGGAUUGUUUUCAGCAGAUUGUUUUUAUUUUAAAUGUAUUCAUCAGAAAAAAAAAUUAAAGCCCGUAGAAUCUGCACACAAAGAAAAGUAUAAUUUUGUAUUACACUAUUUAAUUUGUUUCUUUUGGUAUGUUAUGUAUCUUUGGCCUGAUCAACUCUGUCAGUGUUUCUAAGGGAUUAAUAACUGUAUCUUUCAUGGCCUCACACUGCAGCACUUACUUCGCGGCUGUGCUCAAACCCACAAUAACGAAACAACCAUUGUAGCCUCUAUGGGUAACGGUAAUAUACUUAUCAAUUUUCUGAUAUAAAUGUGAACAGAUUGUACCCACAGUUUUAACAGGGACAUCUCCAGGAUUUAGCUGUCAAGAGCCUGGGAAACAAUCUCUCCCUGGUCACUGAUAGCCUUCGAUGUAGUGACACGCACCUCUCCUAUUUUCUCCAAUCCUACUCCUCCUCACCCCCUAAUCCUCUGCCCUUCUAUUUUAAUUUUCUUUUCUUUCUUUCUUUUUUUUUUUUUGUAAAUACUGUAUAAUGCAUUUUGAUAUCAUUGACAUGUUUUGAUAUGUCAGUCACUACCAAUGAAUACAGCUGAAAGUAAAUUAUAAAUAAACUGUCCAUGUUUUUUCAUAGAGAAAGGAUGCGCUGACUAUUUGGCUCAUGUGGCUAAAUUUCCAUAAAAAUGUAUAGAAUACAGUCACACAAUAAAUGCCGACUGUAUGAUAGAGACUUGUAUGGCAAGGAGGAUAGGACAGAGAGAGGACAGGACAGAGAGACGCAAACAAAGUUAUUGACAUGAUUUCUCUUGCAGCUGUGGCGUCCUCGCUCUGCCCUUGUCUCCUUAUGUUUCAGUGAAAUGUUACCAUUGGCUUUGAAUGAUUUUUUUUUUUGUAAAACAAAGGGCAUCUUCUCUCAAAAAAACAUGUGACCUCAUACUGCAGUUUUUAAUAUGAAGGAUUUUUAUCAAUUUAAGAAAACUUUUAAAGAGGAAAAAUACUUAAGAGAACCUCAUUUUAAAUUAAGAAGAGAUCAAAAAGUAAUACUUAUGGGGAAAAACUGUGUCCUUUGCUAUUCGCUCCUGUAAUAGCGUUGUAUAGAUUGAAGCUCUCUCACUGAUCCUCUCUCAGUCCUCUGUGUAUAUCGAUCGUUGGCCAUCUCUGUACUUCUAUUGUGAUGUAUAAUACUGUACCAUUAGGAAGAUUUGCUGGUUGGGUGGGGUGGUUAUGUUGAGUUGGGGAGGGACGGGGAUAAAAGGGAAGGGGAUAUAAAUGAUUCUCCUGUACCGUUCAUGGUCCUUUCUGAUGACACGGCAGUAUUCAAUAUGAAGCAGUCUGUCUCUUGGGUUUGCUUUGUAUUUCAUGGUAGGAUAGUUCAGAAUCUUGUCUUAGGGACUUAGGUGUCUUGUGUAGUUAAUAAAGAUGUUCUUUGUAUGUUUCUUUAUAAUGUAAAGUUUCUUUAGACUGAAAGAAAAACAGAUAAUUUGCUUAUCAAAAAAGAAACAAUGCAUCAAUAAUAAAUGUCAUUUGAUUUUUA